Messenger RNA from Schizosaccharomyces octosporus yFS286, 3377 nucleotides. Its product is annotated as RNA-binding protein Scw1. The transcript has a single exon. The record is from RefSeq and is a predicted model, not a curated record. NCBI's taxonomy places the organism in Eukaryota, Fungi, Ascomycota, Schizosaccharomycetes, Schizosaccharomycetales, Schizosaccharomycetaceae. Gene Ontology annotation, molecular function: mRNA binding. The coding region runs from base 1334 to 2986 and encodes 550 amino acids.
GCGAGAUUUUGGAAAUCCUAUCCCGCCGGAGUCUCGACAAUACUUACCAACCACUCUACCCAUCGUCAAUAAAAAAAGUAAGACUUUCUGCAAAAAAAGGCUUUCAAAAGUUGGAAAAAGUAUUCCAAUAGCAAUCUUUUGCUUAUUGAUUAAUAAUUAUCAAGCACUGAGCCUUUCUUUUCUUCCAGCUUACAGUUUCCUUGAAUUUUCAAGACAGCUUCUCUUUUGUUUGCUAUAACGCAUUAAGCCUUCUUGUUGUUAUCGUGAAGAACGUUGUAGUUUUAAGUCUAUCACAUUCUUUGCUUUCUAGACCUUCUUAUUUGUUUAGGCUGUUGUCCGGUUUGUUCUUACCAGGACUUACCAGCCCCCUUUCGUUUUUUUACACACUUACAGCACGAUAAAACUGGAUACAGCUUUGUGUAUUAAAUAGUUUUUAUUUUUACUGGAUACUCCCCUUACCAAAGCAACCUCACGUCUUGUUUAGAAGACUUUUUUCUUUUGCUAUUUUUUCCCUUUUUCUUUCUUUUUGAUUCUUUUUAUGCUUUUCUGUGUUUUUCUUCUUUGAGUGUUCACUUUAUUUUGCUUGUUUCUCAUUCAUUUGCAUUUUUCCUGUUAUUUUUGUCGUUUGUUUUAACUUGCUUCGUUCCUUUGUGAUCCUUGGUUGCUUUUGGUUUUUAAAUCGAUUUUAACAGUUUCGAGACCUGAUUUCUUUAUACUAUUCCUUUGCACACGUUCAAAUUUGUUGUUCAGCCUCACUGCUUAGGUUUAAGUAACGCAUACUCCUAAUCAUACUCAUUUAGAAAGUGUCGCUCUUUUGAUAUUCGCAAUUUUGAUUCGUACACUUCCCUCUGCUUGAAUCAUAACAUUUGUGGAACCUAAUUUGAAUCAGCAUUUCUACUAAAAUCAAGUUUUCUUGUGAUUUCGGGCAUUUUUGCAUUGAUAAUACUCUAUUCCGGUGAAUUCUCAUUUUCGUACAUAUCAUUCUUUGACGGAGUUUGAGUCAUCUUUGGCAUCUUUCAUUUUGGCUUUGUGUUUUAUUUAAGUUUCUCUCGUCUCUCUUUUAUAUCGUAUUGCAUUUAACUUUUCAAUUCCCCUAAUAUCCUUGUUAUAAGGGUUCCGUCGGAUAUUUUGUUUUCAUUUUUGUCUAUUAAGUUCACUCCGAAUACACUCUCAAGUAUCGCAUAUUCAGGUUAUUCAGAAGAUAAUAGCCUUGAUCUGUUGACAAAUCGGAACUUUCUUUAAAGACUUCUUUGUUGAUACGUUUUCGUUCUUUGAACGUGUCCUUCCUUCUUUUCUGCAUUUCACGGCUUUCUUUGUGAACAUCUGAUUCAAUAUGUUCGUUGGCUCACCCAAUAUUGGUAAACAACCUCCUUUACUGUCUAAGAAAAGAAUUCCUGAACCGUUCAACAUUAUGGAUGAUACUACUCGUGGUUCAUCUCUGGUGCCGACCGGAAUAUUAAAUGGUGAAGAUGAAGGCCAAAUGUUGCAUAUGUCUCCGCAAAAUCCAGAGCCUCAGUUAGGAAAAGCCGAUGCUGAUUAUCUACCUGCUUAUGCUUCUUUGAAUCCUUUGAUGGAAAAAUCUGCAACUCCUACUGGAAGAUUGCUCGGUGGUUUGAACGGUGGAUUGGCUUCUGCGCCUCCUAAGAUGGGAUUUCAUUAUCCGCGUUUCUUCGCGAUAAAAAUUGAAGAUCUACCUAGAAAUUUAACUCCCAGGGAGUUUUCUUCUACUUUUCUGUUUGCAAGUCACGUUGUAUCUUCCGAAAUUGUGUCUCCGGCGCCUGAUAAUGGUCCUGCAUAUGGAUUAACGGUGUUUUCUUCUAGAGACGCUGCUCUUUCGGCACGUGAUAUUUUACUUUCGAGUGAAGUUUAUGGUCUUUGUAACGUGACCGUCAUUGAUAAUUAUCGCAAAGGCAGCCAAACUAAUGUCAGUGAUGCAACAGAAGGCUCAGAAAGUGGUAGUCGCCUGUCUAGAAAUCAUUCUCCUAUUCGACAACUAUUUGGCAGUCGUGACGUUUUUCGACGUCCAAGCAAUCAUGUUUCGAAUCCUGCAGCGGGUUCUAAUGACGGUGUUUUUGAUCAGUCUAAAACACCUCAGACUGAACACUUUGCAACUGCUCCUAAUAGCGCACUUCAAUCUGAUCGUUUGUGGUCAUCAUUCCCAGUAUCAUACCCUUUGUCAUUGGCCAAUGCUUUAACAAAAGAUGAUGUCUCUUCCCCUACAUGGUCACCUACGGCCAAUAAAAGCACUAAUUUGCGACAAGAUACCGUCCCUCCCGUUAUGAGAUUUAAUUCACUUUCCAUAAAUACAAAUGUCUCUCGGCCCUAUUUCUCUUCGGAGCAGGGGGGUUAUGCACAUCCCAUGAGUGCUCAAUCUCCUCAUCCCAGAGUUCUCUCUGCCAACGGUGCUUUCGGUGUUAACAGUCCUCCGUUAACACCUUCUAAUACCAGAGACUAUCCGUUAUCUGCUUCAACAGUACCACCUGCCACUCCAUUUUCACCCUACGCAUCUCACAAUGGUAUUCAUCAAAGGAUUCCUGCUACAACACCUACAAAUAUUAAUCCUGCUGAUCAAAAUCCACCUUGUAAUACUAUUUAUGUCGGAAAUCUUCCACCCUCGACUUCGGAAGAUGAAUUGAAGGCCCUCUUUUCAACGCAGCCUGGUUACAAACGUCUUUGUUUCCGUACCAAAGGGAAUGGUCCGAUGUGUUUCGUGGAAUUUGAAAAUAUUCCUUGCGCUAUGGAAGCCUUGAAAACACUUCAAGGUGUGUGCUUAAGCAGCAGCAUAAAGGGUGGUAUACGCCUCAGCUUUUCGAAAAACCCCUUGGGUGUACGUUCAUCAAGCUCCUCUCAUAACCACGGUAAUGUUCGUAAUCUCCAUUCUGGAUCGAUGAACAAUUAUGGUGCUGGAUUUUUCUUGAAUGAUUCAGGACAGCACGACACACAUAAUAGCCCUGGUUGGGCUAAUAACUUGAUGUAUGGUAAAUAAAUUCCCUUCAGAUUCGCAUUAUAACCUGUUGUCGCCCAUUAGAGUGCCUUGUACUUAUGUUUCAUAUGCGUUUUUGGUUUUUUGAUAUACUUUGCAUGUUGAUUUUUCGUUAUUAGUUCAUUGGAAUCCUUUUAAUUCAUUUUUAAUUGCCAAAAUCUGCCUUUAAGUUAAGACUUAAUGCGCUCUAAUUACGAAAGAAACCCUUGAGAAAUGUAGGGGAAUUUUUCAAGGAUUCAGUAAUUGGAAGGCUUUGUCUUUAAGGUCUGACUGGUUGGUUAUAAAUAACCAUAUACUGCUGCUUUAAGAUAUUCAUACGCUUGCUGUUUUCUCAAGUUCAAAUUGUUUGCUUUUUAAAUGUUAAUGAAUAAAUAUAUUGAAUUUACAAUAACAA